CCUCCCUCCUUGCACUGCACCCAACCGUCCCUCUCCAUUGACUACUUCUCUACCACGUAGGACGGAACAUCUAAGGUGCAGAAAGUGACGACAUGAAAGCGUUUAUUGGAUCGGUUGUGUGUGCGGUGGCACUGCUAGCUGGGUUUUGCACUGCAGACAUUUGCAUGUUUUUUCUUUUUGUCGUUCCAGGGCCCCCGGUGUUAUCUGUCACCACUAUAUUGCAAGAACCAUACACUAUGACCAAAGGGUCUGAGCUGGAGGGGUACUGCAUUGACCUGCUCGCGGAGCUCGCCAAAAAGUUGGACUUCAAGUACAAUGUGCACCUGGUGAAGGAUGGAAAAUACGGGCAACAGGACGAGAGCGGCAACUGGCUGGGGAUGAUCGGGGAGGUGGUCCGAGGGGAAGCCGAACUGGCGGUUGCGCCUCUGACCCUCACAGCGACCAGGGAGCAGAGGGUGGAGAUGAGCACUCCCUUCAUGCAGAUGGGCAUUGGUUUCAUCCUGAGCAAGGACCUGGGCUCCGAGGAGAGCCACUCCCUCAGCUUCCUCUUCCCCUUCUCUACAGAGAUGUGGGUGGGCGUCCUCCUGGCCUUCCUGGUGACCGGCCUCUGCAUGUAUCUGGUGGCCAGGAUAAGCCCCUGUGAGUGGGCAGACCCCGAGACAAACGAACACAGCUUCACCCUCCUGCACAGCUUCUGGUACAUCACCGGAGCCCUGACCCUGCAAGGUGCUGGCCCACACCCUAAAGGCCUGUCUGGUCGCGUUAUCAGCGCCUUCUGGUGGGUGUUUGCGGUGGUGCUCCUUGCCUGCUACUUCAGCAACUUUAACGCCAUGCUACGCUCAGACUCCAAGCACGUCUCGGUGAAUAACUUUGAGGAGCUGGCCAAACAGGACGUCAUCGACUACGGAACAGUCGAAGGGGGAUCCACGUUCAACUUUUUCAAAAACUCCAACAACCCCACCUACCGACGCAUCUACCAGCACAUGCAGAGGAAGAAGAGUUGUGUGGCUUCUGUGGAAGAGGGAAAUCGACGCACCCGGGAAGGCAACUACGCCUUUAUUGGCGAGGCAGCAUCUCUGGACCUGGCUGUGGCUCGCUACUGCAACCCGAUCCGCAGCAGCGAACUCAUCGCCAUGAGAGGGUACAGCAUCGCAGCACCCCUAGGUUUUCCAUUGAUGAAAAACAUAACGGUGGCCAUACUGCAACUGAGUGAGUCUGGGGAGUUGGCCUACCUGCAGAGUAAGUGGUGGGCCAACAGCUGCAUGCCGGAGGGGGGCCAUGUCCCACAGGCCCUCCAGCCCCAGCUCCUGAAGGGCCUCUUCCUGCUCCUGGCCCUGGGGUUGGGCAUGGGACUCCUUAUGGCCCUCCUGGAGCUUGCCUCCAAGGCCCGCAAUCAAGCCAAGGUCCAGAAGAAAUCCUGCUGCUCAGUGUUGUUGGCAGAACUGAGUCAGCGCUUCGGAUCGCGUGGGGCAAACGCAGGCACAGAGACGUCAGAGAUAAGGCAAAGUGUAAAGGAUGUGUUUCACUAGCUGGUUCCUAACAACAUCAUGGAGUUUAAUAUGCAAAUAAACCAUGUGUAAACCCAGUCCUGUCCUUGAGAGUAGCAGUAUCUUCCGUUUCAUAGUGUAUCACACAGCAAUGUGUUCCGUUUCAUAGUGUAUCACACAGCAAUGUGUUCUGUUUCAUAGUGUAUCUACAGCAAUGUGUUCUGUUUCAUAGUGUAUCUACAGCAAUGUGUUCUGUUUCAUAGUGUAUCUACAGCAAUGUGUUCUGUUUCAUAGUGUAUCUACAGCAAUGUGUUCUGUUUCAUAGUGUAUCACACAGCUACCAAGUUCCCCACGUGUAAAUAACAUGGCUUGUAAGAAUAUAUUGUUAUUAGAGUAGAGUCCGUUCUGAAAUGUUAUUAUUAAACCACUAUAGAAAACAGCAACAACAGCAUUUCCUGUCCUCAGAUGACACGGGCCACUGCAGAAAUAAACUACUAACGGUGAUUUAAAUAUUAUGUUGAUACAGGCUUUGCAACUAAACUCCAGAUAAAUGCGUAAGCAAUUGCAUUGUAGGCCAAUUUGUUGUUGUUGAUAUGAACUGUUUUUUAUUCUUUUAUUUUUUUUACUGCCAAAAUAUGUCAUGUUCUACUAAAUUACAUCUGAUGGCUUUUGAGUUGUUUCAUUAACUGUUCUUUGUAAUGUUUUACCUGUUUGUAUUGUCUACCAAAUAAAUCCCUAGACAUGA
Molecule: messenger RNA, 2232 nt
Organism: Coregonus clupeaformis (lake whitefish)
Lineage: Eukaryota; Metazoa; Chordata; Actinopteri; Salmoniformes; Salmonidae
Product: probable glutamate receptor
Exons: 10
Coding region: 93-1529 (478 amino acids)
Biological process (GO): monoatomic ion transport; synaptic transmission, glutamatergic; modulation of chemical synaptic transmission
Cellular component (GO): dendritic spine; AMPA glutamate receptor complex; plasma membrane
Molecular function (GO): AMPA glutamate receptor activity; transmitter-gated monoatomic ion channel activity involved in regulation of postsynaptic membrane potential
Source: RefSeq, a predicted model, not a curated record